CCGCCGUGAGCCGGGCUGGGGAAGGAGGAAGUAGGUAGGCGCAGAGCGCGGUCCCCGCCUGCCCGCCCCGAGCCAUGUGAAGAUGAGACAGGAAUCUGUGCCAUCCAAAUUGUUUGAUCCAGUGAAUCUGCAAGAAAAGGUCUCUGAGGCCCCUGUGUGCUGACUGCAUGAGAAACCCUAAAGGAAAUGCCAGUCGUCAUGGCCCGGGACCUGGAAGAAACAGCAUCAUCCUCAGAGGAUGAGGAGGUGGUAAGCCAAGAGGAUCAUCCAUGUAUCAUGUGGACUGGAGGCUGCAGGAGAAUUCCAGUUUUGGUAUUCCAUGCUGAGGCUAUUCUGACAAAGGACAACAAUAUUCGAGUAAUUGGAGAACGUUAUCAUUUGUCUUACAAGAUUGUGCGAACGGACAGUCGCCUGGUACGCAGCAUUCUGACAGCCCAUGGAUUUCAUGAAGUUCAUCCAAGUAGCACUGACUAUAAUCUGAUGUGGACAGGAUCCCACCUGAAGCCCUUCUUACUUCGCACCCUCUCUGAAGCGCAAAAGGUUAAUCACUUUCCCAGGUCUUAUGAGCUAACCCGGAAGGACCGACUGUACAAAAACAUCAUUCGAAUGCAGCAUACGCAUGGAUUCAAGGCUUUUCACAUCCUCCCUCAGACCUUUCUCCUGCCAGCCGAGUACGCGGAAUUCUGUAAUUCAUAUUCAAAGGACCGGGGACCUUGGAUAGUAAAACCAGUGGCUUCUUCUAGGGGGCGGGGCGUCUACCUGAUCAACAACCCAAACCAGAUUUCCCUCGAAGAGAACAUCCUGGUCUCCCGUUACAUUAGCAACCCCCUGCUCAUAGAUGAUUUCAAGUUUGACUUGCGCCUCUAUGUGCUUGUGACUUCCUAUGAUCCUCUUGUCAUCUAUCUCUAUGAAGAAGGAUUGGCUAGGUUUGCAACCGUGCGAUAUGAUCAAGGAGCCAAGAACAUUCGGAACCAGUUCAUGCAUCUGACAAACUACAGUGUGAAUAAGAAGAGUGGAGACUAUGUCAGUUGUGAUGAUCCAGAAGUGGAAGAUUAUGGGAAUAAAUGGAGCAUGAGUGCUAUGCUUAGGUACCUGAAACAAGAAGGCAGAGACACAACUGCAUUGAUGGCCCAUGUAGAAGACCUGAUCAUUAAGACUAUAAUCUCUGCUGAACUAGCUAUUGCUACAGCCUGCAAAACUUUUGUUCCUCAUCGCAGCAGUUGUUUUGAACUCUAUGGCUUUGACGUGCUCAUAGAUUCUACUCUGAAGCCAUGGUUAUUGGAAGUGAAUCUCUCUCCUUCUUUGGCUUGUGAUGCACCUCUGGACCUAAAGAUUAAAGCCAGUAUGAUUUCAGAUAUGUUCACGGUUGUAGGAUUUGUGUGCCAAGAUCCUGCCCAGCGGGCAUCAACCCGGCCAAUUUAUCCCACCUUUGAGUCUUCCAGGCGAAAUCCUUUCCAGAAACCUCAGCGUUCCCGUCCACUCUCUGCCAGUGAUGCGGAAAUGAAAAACCUUGUGGGCUCAACCCGGGAGAAAGUGCCGGGGAAGUUAGGUGGUUCUGUGCUUGGUCUGUCAAUGGAGGAGAUCAAAGUUUUACGGAGGGUGAAGGAAGAGAAUGAUCGGAGAGGUGGAUUUAUUCGCAUAUUUCCUACAUCUGAGACAUGGGAAAUAUAUGGGUCCUUUCUCGAGCACAAAACCUCUAUGAACUAUAUGCUGGCAACGCGCCUCUUCCAGGACAGGGGAAACCCAAGAAGAAGCUUAUUGACAGGAAGAACACGAAUGACCGCUGAUGGAGCACCAGAAUUGAAGGUAGAGAGUAUGAAUUCCAAGGCCAAGCUGCAUGCUGCUCUUUACGAAAGGAAGCUCCUGUCUCUGGAGGUGCGAAAACGUAGACGACGGAAUGGCAGAUUGAGGGCAAUGAGGCCAAAAUACCCAGUGAUUACUCAACCAGCUGAAAUGAAUGUUAAAACUGAGACAGAGAGUGAAGAAGAGGAAGAAGUUGCAUUAGACGAUGAAGAACAGGAAGCUUCCCAGGAGGAGUCUGCAGGGUCUCUUGGAGAAAAUCAAGCCAAAUAUACAUCCUCAUUGACUGUUACGGUAGAAAAUUCACCCAAAGAAAAUUCCUUGAAAAUUUCUGAAUGGAAUAAUAAAGGUGAACAAUGCUGCAAAAUUGAGACUCAGGAGCCAGAGCCUAAAUUUAAUCUGAUGCAGAUUCUGCAAGAUAAUGGAAAUCUUAGCAAAGUGCAGGCCCGAAUAGCAUUCUCUGCCUAUCUCCAACAUGUUCAAAUUCGCCUGAUGAAAGACAGUGGAGGUCAGACGUUCAGUGCCAGUUGGGCUGCCAAAGAGGAUGAACAGAUGGAGCUGGUAGUUCGUUUCCUUAAGCGAGCAUCAAGUAACCUCCAGCAUUCACUGAGGAUGGUAUUACCCAGUCGACGAUUGGCACUUCUAGAACGCAGAAGAAUCCUGGCCCACCAACUGGGUGACUUUAUUGUUGUAUACAACAAGGAAACGGAACAGAUGGCUGAAAAGAAAUUGAAGAAGAAACAUGAGGAAGAAGAGGAAGAUGGGGUGAAUACGGAAAGCUUUCAAGAGUUUAUCAGACAAGCAAGUGAGGCUGAACUGGAGGAGGUUUUGACUUUUUACACUCAAAAAAACAAGUCUGCAAGCGUCUUCCUGGGGACUCACUCUAAAAGUUCUAAGAACAGCAACAGUUAUUCUGAUAGUGGGGCAAAAGGUGAUCACCCUGAGACGAUGGAAGAAGUGAAAAUAAAGCCACCCAAACAGCAACAGGCAAUAGAAAUUCAUUGUGAUAAAUUAUCUCGAUUUACCACUUCAGCUGAAAAAGAGGCUAAAUUAGUCUAUACCAAUUCUUCCUCUACUUCUGUCUCUGGUCCUGCUGCUACUCUUCUGCAGAAAAUUCCCAACACCCAUUUGUCAUCUAUUAUUUCAACCUCUGACCUCUCACCAGGGCCUGGCCACCAUUCUUCUUUGUCUCAGAUCCCUCCAGCUAUCCCCAGCAUGCCUCACCAGCCAGCAAUCUUACUGAACACAGGCUCUGACAAUGCUUCUCCCUCUAUACAUCCUGGAACACAGAACAUACCAAGCCCCACUUGCCUGCCACGCUGUCGAUCAGGCAGUUACACCAUUGGCCCCUUUUCCUCUUUCCAAAGUGCUGCACAAAUCUAUAGCCAGAAAUUGUCUCGUCCCUCUUCAGCAAAGGCAGGUUCAUGCCAUCCAAACAAGCAUCAUUCAGGAAUAGCCAAAACACAAAAGGAAGGAGAAGAUGGUUCUUUGUACAGCAAACGGUACAACCAAAGUAUGGUUACAGCUGAACUUCAGCGGCUAGCUGAGAAGCAGGCAGCAAGGCAAUAUUCUCCAUCCAGCCACAUCAAUCUCCUCACUCAACAGGUAACAAACCUGAAUUUGGCAACUGGCAUCAUAAACAGAAGCAGUGCUUCAACUCCUCCCACUCUUCGCCCGGUCAUCAUUCCCAGUGGCCCGACAUGGUCAAUACAAUCAGACCCCCAACCUCUCGAGAACCACUCCAGCCCUCCUGGAAGCAGGAACAUCCAAACAGAUGGCUUUGCCUGGGAGGGAGAGGUAGAGAACAACGCAUAUAGCAAGGCUACAGGGGUGGUCCCCCAGCACAAGUAUCACCCCACAGCGGGCAGUUACCAACUCCACUUUGCCCUGCAGCAACUUGAACAGCAAAAACUUCAGUCCCGCCAGCUUCUGGAUCAGAGUCGAGCCCGGCACCAGGCAAUCUUUGGUAGCCAGACACUGCCUAACUCCAACUUAUGGACAGUUAAUGGUGCAGGCUGCAGAAUUUCAAGUGCCACAGUUAGUGGCCAGAAGCCAACCACUCUGCAACAAAAAGUGGUGCCACCUCCAAGUUCUUCCUCCUCCCUGGUCCCCAAGCCCCCAACCAAUCACAAACAAAUGCUCAAAAAGGCAACAUCCCAGAAGGCUUCCAAAGGGUCCUCCGUAGAAGGGCAGCUGAAUGGACUCCAGAGCAGCCUUAACCCUGCAGCCUUUGUGCCCAUCACCAGCUCCACAGGAUCUUUGGAAGCUCCCCAAGUUAUUUUCGCCAGAUCCAAACCCUUGCCCACACAGUCUGGAGCCCUUGCUACAGUUAUAGGACAGAGAAAAUCAAAGUCGGUGAAGUCAGGGCCAAUUUAAGAUCCUGCUCACACUAAAAGAUGAACCACAAAGACAUGGAGGAAGAACCUAUUCACCACUCCUGGGUGCGUGACUGAGGGUGAAGCAUCCACCAGCACUGCAAGGGGGUCCAUAGUAUUUUUUUGCUGCCUCAGAGUCCCCAGAGCCUUCAAGCAGAAGUGGCAGUAGAUCAGCCAAUCCAGACUUUUACUGGGACAACAGGAAAACAGAUCCUCUGGGUUUUGAUGGAACUCAGAAGUGGGGACGUUCAGCUGCUGCAUUAUUAACCCAUCAGAGCACACAUGUAUCUUUUACCUUCCCUUUACCCCCACCCCCAACCUGCUUAGGUCUUCUCCUGUCCCUUUCCUGCUACUGCACAGAGAUGAUAUAAAAGAGGCUCUUUGGCUAUUUGCAUUUUGCUUCCUCUUCUUUUCCAGAUUGCAGUACUCAGCAAUAUUUUCCUUGUACAAGCUUAAAAUCCCAACAUCAUUAUCUACCAAAGUUGCUCUUCCCUUUCAAGAGGGUCUGGGGUGAGGGAAGAACAUACAUCACAAGUCUCCCAGAGAGAGGAGACCAGUCAGUGUGCUGCUGAUAACAUGAGCCAGGGUAAAGGUACCCUUUCAAAUUACUGAUUUCUAAGAUUAAUAAAGUAAUUCUAUUUCUA
Microcebus murinus (gray mouse lemur) is the source of this 4819-nucleotide messenger RNA. RefSeq names its product tubulin tyrosine ligase like 5 (gene TTLL5). The record is from RefSeq and is a predicted model, not a curated record. Gene Ontology annotation, biological process: protein polyglutamylation; microtubule cytoskeleton organization. Lineage: Eukaryota; Metazoa; Chordata; Mammalia; Primates; Cheirogaleidae. Gene Ontology annotation, cellular component: ciliary basal body. Gene Ontology annotation, molecular function: tubulin binding; tubulin-glutamic acid ligase activity.